UCUCUGCUAAUAUAAACUGGAUGAUGCUCCUCGGGCUGCGGCAGCUAACUCAGCCUUUAAGUUUCACAUCUCCAGAUUCUUCACAACGCAGGAACGUAUAAUCUUCUACUUUCUGUGGACUCCCUGCAGUGUGUUCUACAGGUUUUAGUGCAUGUAAAGGGUCUGCAAAGGCCACAAUCCCUGGGUUCCCUCCAGAGGAAGAUUCUCUCACACACACUCCCCCCUCCCGGCAUGAAACACCUCCAUUGGACUCCUUUGUUUACUUCAGGAAAAUUGUGACAUCACUAUGUAACAUUGGCACUUCUAUUGGCUAUCUCCAACACAUUGUACGUGAUAGGCUAAGAGGCGGGACAUCUAGAAGCAGUUUUUCUAAGGACAGAGGGUGUCAUAUUCGUAUUCAUGUUCUGUAAACUGUAAAGUCCCCAAAAAACAAUUUAAAAUGUGUGAUAUCGGACUGUAUAAAAAAUUAUUUCAAGGGACUCCAUGAAUCUCCUAUAACAGUUUUAUUUUGAACACUGUUGUUUUACAGUUGAGUGAAAACUUUUAAAUGAUAGAAAGUUGAUGUUUUAAAUGGUUCUUUAAGUGUUUUGACUAUAGGAAUAUUGAUUAACAUUUAGGUCAAAUAAGGACACAAAUAUAAGUCUUAUAGUUAAAAUAUAUAAAAUAAAUCCAUUCUUCAAGGGACCCUUUUAAACUCCCUUAAAGAUUAUUAAAAGUUGUUGUUUCAAAAAUUAAAGCUUUACUGUUUUAACAAAGGAUAACAAUUUGAUGGAUUCUAAUAAAGACACAAUCCCCAUUAUCAGCAUUAUUUAUCAAUCACUCAAUACAUCAAUUAACAUCAGUCAGUAAAUUAGACAGGGUUCAAACCAUGACACCCUGCUGUUCACACACACACUCCCCCCCCAUUCUGUCUCUGUCUGACACACACACACACACACACACACACACACACACACACACCCUCCCUAUCCAGUCGGUGUGUUCCGUAGCUGAUUGCAGAGCACACCUUUAGACAUCCAUUCACACCGAUCCUCCACUGCUCCCUCCCUCCAUCUGGCUCUCUCUCCCUCCACCCCCCCCCCGGUACAACGUUGAUCUCCAGCUUUCCUACCCGCCUCAUCAUGAGCCAUAAGCGGCCACCAACAGCAGCCUGAUGUCGCUUCUUCACCGGCGCCCGGAGCCUCCGCAGCGGCGGUAGCGGCGGCGCAUUUUGGCGGAGAAACGCGCGUCUUUCUUCCGUCGUCUUUUUUAUUCCAAAUCCUUUUUUGUGUGUCUGGAGAUGCUGUUGCGGGGCCGCUGUCAUACCGUGUGAUAGAGAGCGAGGAGGCGGGGGGUGGUGGUGGUGGGGUGGGGUCGGGGUUGCCCUGCCCUGCCCUGGCCGGACUAGCUCUCCCUCCUCCAGCAUGAACCUCCACUCGGGCAGGGCGUCCGUGGCUAUGCUGCGGAUGAUGGGCUGUGCUAACGGGCGCUCUGCUCGGAAUCUCCUCCACAGUGACUGCGUGGUGGAUGAGAAGUCGGUGGUGCUCCAGAAGAAGGAGAAUGAGGGAUUUGGCUUCGUGCUGCGAGGGGCAAAAGCGGACACGCCCAUCGAGGAGUUCACUCCCACGCCCGCCUUCCCCGCCCUGCAGUACCUGGAGUCGGUGGAUGAGGGGGGGGUGGCCUGGCAGGCGGGGCUCCGGACGGGGGACUUCCUCAUCGAG
This is a messenger RNA of Gymnodraco acuticeps, 1700 nucleotides long. Its product is annotated as SH3 and multiple ankyrin repeat domains protein 2-like. The record is from RefSeq and is a predicted model, not a curated record. The annotation marks the transcript as partial. Lineage: Eukaryota; Metazoa; Chordata; Actinopteri; Perciformes; Bathydraconidae. Gene Ontology annotation, cellular component: dendritic spine; postsynaptic membrane; postsynaptic density. The transcript is spliced from 2 exons. Gene Ontology annotation, molecular function: synaptic receptor adaptor activity; ionotropic glutamate receptor binding.